GGCCAGGCCAAUCCGCACAGACCAGCCACAGAGCAGUGCGAAGAGCCAGAAGUGGCGUUGGAUUACGGCUUCAUGGGGAUGAACAUCACCAAAGAGGACGAGAACAUGGUAGCGCCGAUGAUUUUCGGCAAAGACGCCAAGACAGCAAGUUAUGCCGCGAGCGCUGUGCACCGCAAAGGUGCCAGCAAGUACGCGGUGGCGUACAUUGUGGGCUUCAUCAAGGGCCUUGGCUACAAGAAGGUGGUCUUGCGUUCUGACAGCGAGAAGUCGAUACUUAAGUUGAUCGAGUUGGUGAAUCAGCACUUGCCAUCGGUUGAGAUCAUCCCGAAGGCGUCCCCGGAGGGAGACCGCCAAGCCAACGGCAUGGCCGAGGCGGCGGUACGGGAGAUCAAGGGCCAGUACAGAACCUUACGUAACGAUCUUGAGAGCAAGUACGGCUACAUAAUGGAAGAGAGCAGCCCUAUUCUUACUUGGAUUCCCAGGCGUGCGGCGAACGUCAUAAACCGGUACCGC
Molecule: messenger RNA, 513 nt
Organism: Prorocentrum cordatum
Lineage: Eukaryota; Dinophyceae; Prorocentrales; Prorocentraceae
Source: the annotation of a GenBank genome assembly